This is a messenger RNA of Oncorhynchus nerka (sockeye salmon), 325 nucleotides long. Its product is annotated as Golgi apparatus protein 1-like. The transcript is spliced from 3 exons. Gene Ontology annotation, molecular function: fibroblast growth factor binding. The annotation marks the transcript as partial. NCBI's taxonomy places the organism in Eukaryota, Metazoa, Chordata, Actinopteri, Salmoniformes, Salmonidae. Gene Ontology annotation, cellular component: Golgi membrane. The record is from RefSeq and is a predicted model, not a curated record.
CUAGGAUGUAUCUGAUAACCAGGUGGAUACGGGGGAUGUGAUGGAGUGUCUGGUUCAGAACAAACACCAGAAGGAGAUGAACAGCAAGUGUACCGUGGGAGUGACACACUUCCAGCUGAUCCAGAUGAAGGACUUUCGUUUCUCCUACAAGUUCAAGAUGGCGUGUAAAGAGGACGUGCUCAAGCUCUGCCCCAACAUCAAGAAGAAGGUGGAUGUAGUGAUCUGUCUCAGUACUACAGUGAGGAAUGACACUCUGCAGGACGUCAAGGAGCAGCGUGUCUCUCUCAAGUGUCGGAAACAACUCAGAGUAGAGGAGCUGGAGAUG